Patiria miniata (bat star) is the source of this 2399-nucleotide messenger RNA. RefSeq names its product major facilitator superfamily domain-containing protein 6-like. The record is from RefSeq and is a predicted model, not a curated record. NCBI's taxonomy places the organism in Eukaryota, Metazoa, Echinodermata, Asteroidea, Valvatida, Asterinidae. Gene Ontology annotation, cellular component: plasma membrane. Bases 315 to 2207 code for a protein of 630 amino acids. The transcript is spliced from 7 exons.
CAUCCCCUAUUAAACAGUGAGUGUUUUGUGUGGAAUUACCUUGGAACUAUUACCAUGUCACUAUGACCCGGCCUAUGGCAUGGCCUAUAUUGCCCUUCAUAAUUCAGCGAGUACGUGAAUGCGGGCGAUGCCAUACUUACAGUGCGUUCCCUGUGAGAUUUCACGAGUAAUGGAAGCUUAAUAUUAUCAUAGACCUUAAAAAACGAUGAAGAUCGUGCCGAUAGAGGAAAAGAUUUUGAAUAAAGGCCGGUUUCUGUGUUAAAGAGUGCAUCCCUAUCUGGUUGCGUCUUGUGAUAAUUUCGCUGUGGCCUAAAAUGGAUCCUGACAAAGAAUCAAACGAACAGCGGCAAGUUCGAUUUGCCCGCGUCCUGGCCAGCUACCAGGCUGCCGCCGUGGUGGACGGAGCCGCAAAACCACCCAGCACAAUGGAGAGUAAGCCCACCGGGCUCGCGGCCAAAUUCACGGACGACGGAUCGGACUACGGGUCCCUGAGCGGUGGUGAUGCCGACCGCGACAAUCCGUGUUGCUUCAUUGGUCCAGAUGAGGCUACCCUACGCUACUGUCCGAUGAACGAAGGCAUGCUCCCGUUCAAACUCUUAUACAUCUUUUUCCGGGGCGGAGUAGCGUGCAUCGGGCCCUACUUGUCCGUGUUUUUGAGUCUCCUGUCCCUGCCACCAUCCAUGGUAGGUGUUCUACUCGGACUCCCCCACCUUGUCACGGCCUUCGUCAACCCAGCCUGUGGGAUCCUGGCAGACAGGUUCCAGUGCCGUAAGGGGGUUCUUCUCGUCUGUCUCUCGCUCUGGUUUGCUUUUGUCGUCUCUGUGACUUUUCCCAAGCCGCUGGAACCGGCUAACUGCCAGGAAGUGGUGUCGAACCUCGGGCAGGUGUCUCGGACAUUGUCAAAGAACUCUAGGGAGUUCUUGCACCUGGAGUGCAUAGUAAAUAGGUCCUCAGAUGAGUACUCGUUGGAGGAGAAAGGGAGGCCUAGCGUUGGGGCUGACCAGGACCGGUGGAAGCCGCUUCUGAGCUUGCUGCACCUGCCGGAUCCAUUCUCCCCGGAUCUCGGAGACACCUGCGCCUCGAUGGCUACGCGAGACCUCGACGAUCCAAUCAGGUCGCUCGUCAAAAAUAUCCAGACGUUCGGGGCCCUCUUCAUACCGCGCGUUAUACCUCUGCAGAAUGGUACGAGUAUCGGGAUUGGCUGGCUGUUCGAGGAGCGUAGUCUCCUGCAGUCGUUCAUCAAGGUGUCUGUGCUGAUGAACCUCGGUGGGGUGAUGUAUAGGUCGACCAUGGCGCUGACCGACACAGCCACGCUGAAUGAACUGGGCGAGCAGGCUUGGGAUCGCUACGGGUGGCAGAGAUCUUUCGGCUCAGCGGGCUUUGCUGUCUACUCCAUAGCAGUAGCCUCUUUUCUUGGCCUCAUGCGAUUCCCACAAAUCCUCUGCGGGCUCGAAAUCGAGAUAAUCGAUUACCGAAUCGGUAUCGUGAUGUUUGGCGGCACAGUGGCUUGCGCCUUCGGCCUUCUUUUUGCCUGCUGCUUCAAAUUCAAGUACUACACCAAAGCAGAAUACAAGUUCAGCAACGUGCUACCGGCCCUGUGCUCUGGUUACUACGGGUCGAUUAUGAUGACGGCCUUCGUACUAGCCGUAUGUAACGGGUGUGUGGAUGGCUAUCUCUUCUGGCACCUCCGCAACCUCGGUGCCACCGAGAUCACCUUGAGUCUGGUUCUAGCCGUGAGGGCCGGCUCUGAGCUCCUCCUCGCCUUCCACACGCCCCGUCUGAUUGGCUGCUUCGGCCCGGUACACCUGCUAUGCGCCGGCCUGCUGGUGUACUGUCUGAGGUUCCUGUGCUACGCUUACGUCACCAACCCCUGGCUGGUCCUGCCUGUGGAAGUAUUACACGGUAUGUCAAUUGCCCUGACUUGGAACAUCCUGGUGUCCCACAUGUCCCCGUCCGUUCCCUUCGAGUGCAUGGCCACGCUGCAGGGAUUCUUGAGUGGCGUCUACUUCGGUCUCGGCCACGGGGUCGGUGCAAUCAUCACCGGGUUUCUGGUCACCUCGUACGGGGCCGUCGCGACGUUUUACGGCUUCGCCUUUGCUGCGAUGUGCUAUACCAUCGCUUUCCUCAUUGCAGUCAAGGUCUUCAAACCACCGAGAACAAUAGUGACUAGCUACCGGAUGCUGUCGUCAAAAGACCCGCUCUGGUGACGGCAGAGUUGCCGCAAGAAACGACCUGUGCCCAAUUCCAUGUUGAGAACUGGAAAGCACUCAGAGAGCGCAAACCUCCGCCAAGGCUGUAAAUAAUUCCCCGCCAUACUGUCAGUAGAACCAAAACAAAUACUCGCAUAAAUAGUGAAGAAUCCUUUAAAAUAGAUCGUGGAUCCAGACCCAGAUCCGGAU